Acaulospora colombiana is the source of this 321-nucleotide messenger RNA. Lineage: Eukaryota; Fungi; Glomeromycota; Glomeromycetes; Diversisporales; Acaulosporaceae. The record is from the annotation of a GenBank genome assembly.
AGCGAACAAGAAAAUUCAGAUGAUGAGGUAGUGAUAUUGGAAGAUGACGAAGACGAAGAGGAAGAACAAAUGGUCUCUGAUAAUGAAUCACAAAAUUAUUCUUCAAUGUUUACAGAUAACAUUCCUGAAUAUUUAGGGAUAAAAAUAGAUAAGAAUAAUGUUCACAAACUUACUGGUGCAGUUGGAGAUUCCCAAUCUAUUGGUACUUCAUAUAAUUUUCCUAUAACCAUAGGCACUGGAGAAGAUUCUAUAACAGUUCCUGAAAAUGAAUUAUCUGUAGUCCCCACAAAAAAGAUCGAAAUGGAAAAGAUAUAUCUAUAA